CGCAUGCUUCAGCACAACUCACUCACCCAUAGGCAUAGUAGUCGGUUUGCUCAGCACAUGGAACCUGGUCGACCUCUUCUAUGUAUUCCUACUCACACUACCUGACUGAAUAUCGCAUUCCUCCCAUCCAUACCCUGUCUAUCCUCUUGCUUGCUUCAUAGCAGCACGUCCUUGACUGUCUAGUCCUCUUUGACACUCAUUGUGUAGCGCUACGACCGCCAUCCUCCGAUCGUCUCCAGUUGAGACCACAAAGCGACGUUGCUUUGCUGGGCUUUAUCUUCAGAACCAGUCGCGCAAUGAUACUGCGGUGAUACACUCACACCAGCGCCAUGGCGGCGUAUGCGUCUCCCUCAUCGUUUGGGAGUCAGGCCACUGCACCGUCUGCGGACUCAAUAUCCACCCGGUCGAGUUGGUCGGACACCAGGAAUACAACACCUGGUUCUGCCUCUGAAAGAGUCUUCGCACACAUUAAAGAUAUCAUUCACGACGCGACAACUGGUAUCGAACCCGAUGGUUCGCUCGCCCACUACCUGAGUGAGGUUGAAACCUGUAUUGCGACAGCAAAGAGUUCGGUCGACUUUCGGCGGCCUGACGUUGCGUACAAGAACUACCUUCGCGCAUACGAGAUUGCCGUCGAACGUAUACCAACCCACAAGGAUUAUGGAAUCUGGGAUAAUAACUCCUCUUGGAGUUCGAAAUACAAGGCAGGUUUACGAAGGAUCAACGAACUAUCGAAUCAAAUGGCACAAGUGAGAGGUGUCAUUGAAGAGAACAACCGACGCCAUGGUACACAGCAGCGGUCGGUUUCGAGGAAGCCGGUCUACUCUACGGGCUUUGGGGUGCCUUCGACGGCCUCUUCUGCCUCCUCUGGCAGGACAAACGGCUCCGAGGUGUGGCAAACAGACUCUCGCCCGUCAGCUGAACUUCCAGAUGCAUUGCGCAUCAAUCGGGCACGGCCAUCAAGCAAACCGCCGAAGCCAGAAAGUCUUCAAGGACGACCGCUGAGCGAACAACCUAAUGACUUGAGCCAGCGCUUUGCUCGUUUGAGAGGGCCAGGAAGCUCUAAGGAGGUUGGUCCUAUUCUGACCAUGCCGAACCCGAGUGAUUUUCAAUCAGCUGCCGGCAACGCUCCUCGACCGCAGUCUUAUGCACCUUACGCAACUUCGAAAGUUAACGGUGCUUCCAGUCAUCGAUUGAACGGACCUCGUGAUAUGCCAGGACCUGGUAACGGACCCUCGCUUCCUCCCAAAGUGCCACUGACCACCAACAUGGUCAUGCCGAAGCCCCCGAGCCCGACGUAUAGCCCAAUAACGACAACUUCUAUUGCUUCUCAUGCUAACAGUAGCCGUUUGCCAACUGAAAGUGGCCGUCCUCCACAUGAGAGGAAACAAACUUACUACAAUCAAUCGCAAAAUUCAUCUACGAAUUCUCUGCACAUACAGAGAACCCGCGACGAGAUCCUGUCUCCCUACAGGCCGACCACUCCGAAUGGGAUCAAUUCAGCUAUCGUCGCAAAGAGUAGUUCUAGCGAAAUUCCUCACAGACCCUCGAUAGAUGCACAAACUCUGCUCGAGUAUAUGAAGAAAUAUAAUGUUCUCGUCGUUGAUAUCCGAGAAAGGGUGCUUUUUGAUGACGGACAUAUCAUGUCGAGCUCGAUCAUAUGCAUCGAGCCCAUCUCUCUCAAAGAAGGUGUUUCAGCAGAGGAACUCGAGGAUCGGCUUGUUCUCGCUCCGGACGUGGAACAAACCCAUUUCUCUAGAAGAAAUGAAUUCGAUAUCGUCGUCUAUUAUGAUCAAGAUACAAGCGAUAUCUCAUACUUGAAAGGGCCACCAUCAAUGACAAGAGCUCCUGCGCUGCGAGCACUCUACGACACACUUUAUGAGUUUAAUGACACGAAGCCACUGAAGGACGGACGUCCACCAGCUUUAUUAGCAGGUGGUCUUGAUGCAUGGGUCGAUUUUGUGGGAGCUCAAUCAUUAGCACGUUCUAAAACUGCCGCCAUGCUCGGCACAAUUCAACGAAGACGAGCCGUUGGUCCUGGCCGACCCAUUGCUCGACAACGUCUGGUGUCGGCCAAUUCCCGCUACGAAGUGCGUAAUAGGCGUCUUCGUGACCACAAAUUCCUUGAUGAGAGUGAACAAGAAGCGUGGCGGCAGCAAGCCCUACAGGAGGAGGUCAUGCCAGCCGAGAAAACAAGAGCCGCGAGUGACGAUGAAGAUGCCACCGUUGACGAAGAACUGCCACCUCCGUCUCCGUUUGUGCCUGACUACGAGACAUUCCUCCGUCGUUUCCCGUCAAUACGGCAGCAGGAGUCAAUGAUAAUGCCAGCACGGCGACCGUUAGCGUCGCAUCCAGCUCCGUACCUUCCUCAUGCCGUUGCGCCUGUACCUCAAGUGCCGACAAGGCCACCUCCAGCCAUACCACGACCAAGUUACUCGGGGCAAGCCGACAUCAAUGCUCCCCAGCCUGCGCUUGCGAGAGUCACUUCUGCAAGCCGGCCUCCUCUCUACUCGUCAGCAACCUCUAUCAGAGCCAAGCGUCUGCCAAAGACUGGACUGACCAAUUUCGGCGUCACUUGCUAUAUGAAUUCGACUCUACAGUGCUUGUCUGCUACCAUUCCAUUAUCGGCCUUUUUCAACGACAGGAUGUAUGAAGCGUAUGUCCAGCGGAACUGGAAAGGCAGUAACGGUAUAAUGCCCAAACUCUACGCGAAUUUGGUCCAAGCUGUAUGGCAAGGAGAUAACGAAGUCAUCAAGCCGUCCACGUUCAGAAACUUCUGUGGUCGGAUGAACCGUGAAUGGGUAAUCGAUCGACAACAAGAUGCCAAAGAAUUCUUCGACUUUAUAGUCGACUGCCUCCACGAAGACCUGAAUGUAAAUUGGGAGCGCACACCACUCCGUCCACUGACUACGGCUGAAGAGAUGCAACGUGAACGUAUGGAAAUUGCACGUGCCAGUCCGAUUGAGUGGAAGCGGUAUGAGCACCGGGACCACAGCUUUUUGUCGUCACUAUUUGCUGGUCAGCACGCCUCCCGCCUCAGAUGCUUGACGUGCAAACGAACCUCAACCACAUACGAAGCAUUCUACAGUAUCAGCAUCGAGAUUCCUCGCUCCGGUACAGGGCAUAUAUACGACUGCAUGAACAGCUACUGUAGAGAAGAGAAGUUAUCAGAGCUUUGGCGCUGUCCAUAUUGCAAAUGUGAACGAGAAGCGACCAAGCAGAUAAUCCUCACCCGCCUUCCGCAAUUCCUUGUCAUUCACUUCAAGCGCUUUGCAGCGAGUAAGCAUGAAAAGGCCAAGAAAAUUCACACGCCCAUCGAAUUCCCGCUCCAUGGACUAAGUAUGGAUGACUUUGUCAUUCCGCGUCCGCCGAGUGUUCCGGAUGCAGAAGGACAGAUUGACAUGGCGACCACCCCGCCGUACAGUUAUGAUGCAUAUGGCGUGCUGCGGCAUCUCGGAAAUAGCGGCGACGGCGGUCACUAUAUCAGCAUUGUCAAAGAUCAAGGUCGGGGCUGUUGGCGUAAAUUUGAUGAUGAGCGGCACGUUGACCUGGACCCAAACAAGCUCUCUGCCCGGGAUCGUUUGCAGAAUUCGGAGGCUUAUAUUGUGUUUUAUCAGCGGGCACAAGCGAGAUAGGGUCUCGAUGAUAGCCUGGAUUGGGACAUUGACGGACUUGACACCUAUGACGACUACCUUCCCGUCGAUGAUGAAUCGCCUCUGUGCGGUGAUGACCAAACGCGGCCAACAAGGUCACUUGGCUAGACCUACCUAGGUAUGCAUUGUCUUUUGCGAUCCUAUUACCAUGAUGAGCGAAUAAUGGGAUUUGGGUAUUUGCGCUUUGAGCCUGUCUGUAUCUCUCAUAGCAAUUCAUAGGACAUCGUGAAUAUCAAGCCACGUCGAAGUUUCG
Exophiala oligosperma is the source of this 3906-nucleotide messenger RNA. RefSeq lists its product as uncharacterized. Gene Ontology annotation, molecular function: cysteine-type deubiquitinase activity. Gene Ontology annotation, biological process: protein deubiquitination. Bases 330 to 3635 code for a protein of 1101 amino acids. The transcript has a single exon. NCBI's taxonomy places the organism in Eukaryota, Fungi, Ascomycota, Eurotiomycetes, Chaetothyriales, Herpotrichiellaceae. Gene Ontology annotation, cellular component: cytoplasm. The record is from RefSeq and is a predicted model, not a curated record.